Molecule: messenger RNA, 912 nt
Organism: Geodia barretti
Lineage: Eukaryota; Metazoa; Porifera; Demospongiae; Tetractinellida; Geodiidae
Source: the annotation of a GenBank genome assembly
CUGAACGGUUCCGAACCUCAGCGGCGAGCGCCCGUCAACUCCACGUAUGCCCAGACCUUUUCCGCCUGUGCCUAUGUCCUGAAAAGCCUAAUUGACCCGGAUAUCCCGGUCAACGCGGGUUUCUACCGCUUGGUUCAGAUAGAUGCUCCGUUAGGGACGGUGGUCAACUGCACACCGCCGGCACCGGUCGUCGGUGGUUGGGAGACACAGGUCCGGUUGACCGAUGUUCUGCUCAAGGCACUUUCGCCCGCCAUCCCCGAUCGCAUUCCGGCGGGGACGAAAGCGAUGAUGUGUCAGAUGGGAUUCGGGGGCACUUCGCCGCGCACGGACGAACUCUACGCCUAUUACGAGACGAUGGCUGGCGGAUACGGUGGGCGGGUUGCUAGCGACGGACCCGAUGCCGUGCAGUGUCACGGACAGAACACCGAGAACGCCCCAAUUGAGGAAACAGAGAUUAACUAUCCGGUGCAUAUUGCUCGCUACGAGUUAGUGGAUGAUUCGGACGGCGCGGGUAAAUAUCGCGGCGGGCUUGGGCUGCGGCGGGACUACCUCUUUGACCAUGAGGUUUCGUUCACUAUCUUGGCGGAUCGAGAUCGGUGGGGACCUUGGGGGCUUUUCGGCGGAGAUGAUGGGGAGAUUGCACAUUACACACUGAACCCUGACAAUGAGGCGACCAAGCUUGGCUCCAAAGUCACCGUCCAACUGAAGCCGGGGGAUGUCAUAUGCGUUCAAUCCUGCGGUGGCGGCGGUUACGGUCCCGCUGUGGAGCGCGACCCGCAGUUGGUGUUACGCGAUGUGCACGAGGGCAAGGUGAGCCUUGAGCGAGCACGGGAGGUUUAUCGCGUGGCGAUUGAUCCGGAGGCUUGGGCUAUAGACGAGGCGGAAACCGAAAAGUUGCGGUCGGGACGCUGA